AUGGCCACUCCCUUCACCCCCAAGCAAGCCCUCCACGUCGACGGCGCUCUCCUACAAGAACUCCAAGGCAACGUCACCGACUCCAUCGCGCGCGAUCUGCUCCCAGACCUCCCACCCCUAACCUCCACCUCCGUCAUCCACGACAACGGCUGCGGCUACGGCGCCGUCACCAGAGCCAUCAUGGAGUCGAAUCCGCCCUCCGGGAUCCAAAUCCACGCCACAGACAUCAACCCCCUGUACCUAGCGCAGCUGCAAGCCAAACUCGCCGAGCGCCCGUCAUGGCCCGUGGAAGUCACGACGAUGGAUGCAUGCAAGCUGACGUUCCCGAACGGCAUGUUCGACCUGUCGCUAGCGACGUUUAUCUUCCCCGCGCUGAGCGACGACGUCGGCGCCGCGGCGCAUAUGCUGCGCACGUUGAAGCCGGGGGGCACGGGCGUGGUCGCGGUGUGGAAGGAGAUGCCGUGGCACGCUGCGCUGGAGAAGACGCACGUUAAGCUGUGCGGGGAGGACGAGCCCAUCGCGCCGCGUCUGGCCAGUGCGUGGUGGUAUAGGAAGGAGAAGAUUGAGCAGGUUGUCAGGGAUGCUGGGUGGAGGGAUGUGCGGUUUGUCCGGAAGGCGGCGUGGCUGAGUCUUGGGGUGGAUUUGAAGCGAUGGGCGACUAUCGCGUGGACUAGGCCCGCGCAAAAUGGAGAUGAGGUAUCAAAAGCACCGAUGAGGGGCAGCUAUCAACGCAGGUAUGGCCGCCUGUAG
Molecule: messenger RNA, 750 nt
Organism: Trematosphaeria pertusa
Lineage: Eukaryota; Fungi; Ascomycota; Dothideomycetes; Pleosporales; Trematosphaeriaceae
Product: S-adenosyl-L-methionine-dependent methyltransferase
Exons: 2
Coding region: 1-750 (249 amino acids)
Source: RefSeq, a predicted model, not a curated record